Messenger RNA from Clonostachys byssicola, 1047 nucleotides. NCBI's taxonomy places the organism in Eukaryota, Fungi, Ascomycota, Sordariomycetes, Hypocreales, Bionectriaceae. The record is from the annotation of a GenBank genome assembly.
AUGUCAGAUUCAGGAGAGACGACGGUUUCUUCUCCGGAGUUUCUCUCCCAGAGCCGUGGACCAUCUAUCAGAGGUGUCGUGUGGGUUUCUGUGGUUUGCUCAACUAUAAUCGUCAUAAUGAGAGUGCACACUCGCAUCUUUCUACGCAGGGUGUUUGGGAUUGAUGAUUGGUUUAUUGUAUUGGCCAUGGUGCUCAUCGUCGCAUACGGCGCAAUCGUCGAGCUUGCCGUUCAAAAGGGCCUCGGCCGACACCUACAAUGGCUUCUCAUGGAAGCCCCUGAGAAUCUCGUCGCCGUGGCUUUCCUGGGCCAGAUCUCCCAGCCGUUCGUCGUCAUGUCCUGCGCCAUGGGCAAGGUCUCCUUCUCCUUGACUCUCAUGCGUCUGGCCGCCCAGCGUUGGAUUCACACUCUGCUGUGGUUCCUGGUCAUCUCCAUGACGACGCUGCAUAUUCUCAUCUCCAUCAUUGUCUUUGUGCGCUGCAAAGACCCUAGAUCUACUUGGGACACUACCAUCAUCAGUGAGUGCUGGCAUCCCGAGACAUACCUGAACGUCAUGUACUUCAUCGGUGCGUACUCCGCCGCGACCGACUUCAUCCUCGCCCUCCUCCCCUGGGCCAUGCUCUGGAACCUCAACAUGAAGAAGAAGGAAAAAUUCGGCGUAGCAAUCGCGAUGAGUCUUGGUGUCUUCGCGGGCACCACGGCCAUCAUCAAGUGCACCAAGCUCCGCGCCAACGCGACGAGCAAGGACCCGACCUUUGACGUUGGCGAGCUCCUCUGGUGGGCCGGCGCCGAGAACGGCCUCAUCAUCACCGCCGCCUGCCUCCCAACCCUCCGCCCUCUCAUGCGCGCCAUGUUCCCCUCCACCGUCCGCUCGAGCGGGAAUAAUAACAACUCGUACCCGCUCAAGAACGUGUCCAACAACGUGAACAUGUUCACACCCAAGAAGCAGGGCCAGUGGACCGCCAUCAUCGAGUCCGAGGCGGGGCAGCCCGACACGGGGACCUUUGAGGUGAAUGUCUCGUAUCAGCAGAAUGGCCAGAAUGUAUAA